AUACCAAGCAUAGCCAGCAUGUCAGUGCAGUUAACUUGCAGCGGGGCUGUGAGGAAAACUAGCGUGUCUUUGUCCUAGGAAAUGUGCCUCGUUUUUUGGCCUUUUUUAUUGCUUUUUUUAAUUUGAAGAACGAUUCGUAAAGACUUCUGAAACUGCAUUUUAAUUCUAAGUCAAAGAUAACGACACACAUACAGCUUCCGAAUAAACCCUUGAGGGGUUUAGUGUGUGUGUAUGUGCGCGCUUUGAGGUUUCUUUUUGUGUGCGUGCUUUUUUUCUUUUUUUAACUUUUACGUACUUUAUUUUGAUAGCUUGAGGCUGGGCCUCUCGCUUUUUUUUUCCCCCUUUUCUUCUUUUUUUGUGAAGUUAAUAAAAAGAGCCAGGCGCUCCCAAGCAAUAAUUGAUUUUUGGAAUCCUCUUUACCGUUUCGGGGCAAAAGCAAACAAGCUGGUUUUCUCUGCUAAGCCCAAUAAAUGCUAUUUAUGAAGAUGGACCUGUUGAAUUACCAGUACUUGGACAAGAUGAACAACAAUAUCGGCAUUCUGUGCUACGAAGGUGAAGCUGCUCUAAGAGGUGAACCCAGAAUGCAAGCCCUUCCUGUGUCCCCUGCCCUCACCAAUCAUCGGACAGGGCCCCCUCCCAUCAGCCCCAGCAAGAGGAAGUUUAGUGUGGAACAAGGGGACGAUGACCUAGACUGUGAAAACGACCAUGUGUCCAAGAUGAGUCGUAUCUUCAACCCCCAUUUAAGCAAGAAUGGAGAUUGCCGAAAAGAACACCGAGAAAGAAGCCGCAGCCCCAUUGAACGUGCUGUGGCUCCCACCAUGAGUCUGCAUGGCAAUCACGUGUAUGCCUCCAUCCCCAGCAUCACCAUGGAGCAACCCCUUGCACUGACCAAAAACAGCAUGGAUGCCAACAGGACAGUUGGCAUCUCCCCAACAUUGACCUCUGUGGAACGGCAGCAGAACCGCCCCUCAGUGAUCACCUGUGCCUCUGCAAGCAAUCGUAACUGCAAUCUCUCUCACUGUCCCAUUGCCCACAGUGGGUGCGUCUCAUCUACGCCGGCAAACUACAGGCGGCCCCCAAGUACUACCACUACCUGUGACCCCGUGGUAGAAGAACACUUCCGUCGGAGCCUCGGCAAGAACUACAAGGAACCGGAGCCCGUGGCAAACUCUGUGUCCAUCACGGGGUCAGUGGACGACCACUUUGCCACAGCACUGGGCGACACGUGGUUGCAGAUCAAGGCUGCCAAGGAUGGAGCUUCCAGCAGUCCUGAGUCAGCUUCCAGGAGGGGGCAGCCAUCCAGCCCGAAUUCCCACAUGGUCAAUCACAAUCACUCCCCCUCCGUUGUCUCAUGAAGAGAGGACCACCAACACCUCCUCUGUUGGAGAACAAGUGAAUCUGCAUGGUUUGCCUGAGCUUUGAACCGUCAUGCUUAAAUGGAAAAUAGUGUGGGGGUGGGGGUAGGUGAUGGGGUGGGGGUGGGAAAAGGUUAGUUUGCAACGUCUUUUUUUUUUUAUUCGCUUGGUAUUUGUACAAGGGUGCCCUCGAACAUGAUAGCAGGAACUAUGUGUGAAACAUCUGUGUAAUGUAGCAUCCUUACUUCCUGCCUCAGUUACCAAAGAAACCUCUGAUGCAGGUCUGCUGACCCUCUUAACAGAACCGAAAUCUGCAAUGCGCACGCGCGGCUCGCUAGCUGGCUUGCUCACUCAAAGCCAUUACAACAGGUGGUUGACCCAGAAUGCUUUGUGCUUUCAAUUAGCUCCUUGAGACGAGACUCGUUGUGGUUCGCUCCCAUUGCUUUUCAUUUUUCGUUCAGUCAUUUUGUAUGUAUAUACUUGAAAAGAAUUGUCACGUAUGAUUUGCACUAUUGGAGGAGGAUUAGUUGCUUUGCAACUUCUUUAGGCAAGAUGCUAGUAUUUUGAGGGCAAACUGCUGAAAAAAAGGGUUUAAGAAUGACAUUUCUGUCCAUUUAUAUGUGUGUAUUUUUUUUUUUAACAAAACCGCUUGGAAGGGGAAGUCUCAUACAGGUUAUAGGUCUUUCUCUCUUUAGAUUUCAGGUGCUUGGUGCUUGCAACUGGACUGCAUUACUCGACCGAACACGGGCAUUUUAUUUUUUUUCUAAACACUGCAGUUUGUUAGAAUAGAGCUGAGGUUGGUGGGUUCAAUAGUGCUUUAAAAGAUGCAUGUUUUAUGAGAAAAAAAAUAGCUGGUAUCUAUUAAUGUAUAGACAGUUUUAAAACCAUAAUACUUAACUAGCUUCUGUUCAGAAUUAGUUUAUUUUUGUCAGUUACAGUCCUAGGUAUACUCACUGCUGGUACAGUUGUACGCUAAGAUUUUUGUAUUUGGUAUUCACUUUACUCACAGCUGGCACCAGGCCUCCUGAGCAAAGCCGUUCGUUCAGUAGGUGAUCGUCCGUGUUACAGGAUGACCUAGGGUUGCCCGGGCCUGACUCCAUCGUUUAUUUGUGCAUCACUCUGUGCUUUCAACAGAUUUGCUUCCUGAGGCUUCAGGAUUUGUCCUCUAACUCCCCUAGAUGCAGAAACUGCUCCUUCAACUCUAUUGGCUGAACAACAGAUUACGGACAAUCUGUGAAGUGAUGUUUUUAAUGCUUACUCGUAAGCCUGGGCCAAGGCAGUGUACAUUCCUCCAUUAGAAGACUUUAUACAGUUAUUACUGCAUUUAUUAUCAUUUGCUAUAUUAAUAGCUACUAACUAGAAAUUAGGUAAAGAGGAAAGCAUGGUAAACAACACGGCUGUGGAGUACAGCAGCUUCUCUUUAUUUUGUUUUAUUAUUAUUAAAUAAGACACCUCCCCCUUCUCCCUCGUCCCCUCCCCAUACUACAUUCCAGCCUCCCCCCAGUGCAGUUACAUCAAGAACUUUGGAUGCUGGGUCACCUGGCCAGACCCAGGGCCUCUAGGAAAUUGCUGCUGAGUUGGAUGGUCACAGCGCAAUCCAGGGCCAUUCUCACUUGUUUUCAGUUUGAGAAGCUUGAAGCUGAGCUGUUGAAUUUGGAAAAGGCGCAGGGUGGGAUGAUAAGAGGCUUGGCUCUCAUGUGUAUUUAUAUAGGGUGGCUGCUGAGGUGGGGUCUUUUUGUUGUUACAUUGCUGGGUUUUGUUUUUUUAAAGAGAAAGUCUCUCUCUCUGCACCCUCCCCUCUUCCCCCCCCCCCCCCCCCAUACAUUUCACUACCAUCUUACUGGUAGUCAAUGCUUCCUUGCUUUGGCAUUCAGGCCCCUGCUCUCUAUAGGAAAACCGUUUGAGAAUACUUUUUUUUUAUAUAGGGAACUUUUAAGACCAUCAUUACGCUGUGCGUAAAGAAUGUACAGAGAAAUUUGUAGGUAUUUUUUGAGGAACAAUUAAUUUGUUAAUGAUAUGUAGCUAUUUAAUUUUUCCCGUUCCUAUUAUCAUUUUGUUUGUUUGGAGAAAAAAGUGAUUUUUUUUGUGUUUAGAGUUGUAAACGUGCAGGAACACAGCUAUUCUAGGAGAACACUGCAUUCGCGUUACUAGCCACUAGUUUGUUAUCGCUACAGGCUACUGAGUGUUGUAACAGGAAAACACUAACACUGUGGAUGGACUCUGUGGACAGUGGGACUCCUAACGACAUUUCUUGACCGACGUGGUGAAGACGGUCCUCAUUCUAUCUGUUGGGGAACAGUGUCAGUAAUGGCUGGGUCCCCGGGGGUGCUGACUUAUCUGGGAUAGGUCAAGAUAGAGGUGGGUGGGAUGGGACGGAUUGAAUGGGAUUGGACGUGCCCCAGCCCCGGUGCUCUGACCCGAGGGAGCUUGGCUAGAGGGCAACCAAACAUUUCACGGGGAAGGAAUGAGCUCCCUGAUCUAAAAAAAAGCACAGUGAAGUUUCUUCACCAAGCUGAGCUAUCUGCAGAACCAUUCUCUCCAUGUUUGUAAAUCUGUAAUAUACCAUUCUCUGUGGCCUGUUUCACCUGGACGAAGAAGAAAAAAAAGGUUUGGCAGGCCAUCUUUUUUUGUACUUAAAAGUAGCCUUAAAGAACAAUAAAGUGCUCUUAAAACCACA
Molecule: messenger RNA, 4032 nt
Organism: Trichosurus vulpecula (common brushtail)
Lineage: Eukaryota; Metazoa; Chordata; Mammalia; Diprotodontia; Phalangeridae
Gene: VGLL4
Product: vestigial like family member 4
Exons: 5
Coding region: 471-1355 (294 amino acids)
Biological process (GO): negative regulation of DNA-templated transcription
Molecular function (GO): transcription coactivator binding
Source: RefSeq, a predicted model, not a curated record